Messenger RNA from Octopus sinensis (East Asian common octopus), 11164 nucleotides. RefSeq names its product mitogen-activated protein kinase kinase kinase kinase 5. Gene Ontology annotation, biological process: protein phosphorylation. The transcript has 30 exons. Bases 424 to 3045 code for a protein of 873 amino acids. NCBI's taxonomy places the organism in Eukaryota, Metazoa, Mollusca, Cephalopoda, Octopoda, Octopodidae. Gene Ontology annotation, molecular function: MAP kinase kinase kinase kinase activity; ATP binding. The record is from RefSeq and is a predicted model, not a curated record.
ACAGGACAUUGGACUGAAGAUGAAAAAUUAAACCCCUACCACUUCCGGUAAAUACUGAAUUAUCUGCCCCUAUUUCUUGUUAAUCCAGAAUUAUUCCUCAUUAUUCCACAGAACAACUGAUGUUGCCUAGAUAAUGAGACUACUGCUGCUGAUGGAUAAUAUUUAUUAAUUAAACGCAGAAAUAUUAUAUUUUACACAAACUACAAUAUUAAUUAUUACAGUUUUUGUUUGAAACAUUCAUUAAAGAAAUCUGUCUUUGCUAUGAUGCGCAUGUCCGGAAAUUGUGGUUGACAGGUUCCAGUGGUAAUUUUUAGGUUCCAGAAUGUCUUCUUGUGUCGUGAAACCUAAACAGAGAAAUAUGAAAGAAAAACAAUUACGUGAUUGAUAGCAGAUUAAUUAUAUUUGGAUAUUACAGUUUUAGCAAUGUGUGCAGCUCCUGUUGAAAUAUUAAGAAGAAAUCCUCAAGAAGAUUUCGAACUUAUUCAGCGCGUCGGAAGUGGAACGUACGGUGAUGUUUAUAAGGCUCGAAACCUGAGCUCAGGAGAUCUUGCUGCAAUAAAAGUUAUAAAACUUGAGCCUGGAGAUGAUUUUGCUGUUAUUCAGCAAGAGAUAGUGAUGAUGAAAGACUGUAAGCAUGCUAACAUAGUAGCCUACUUUGGUAGUUAUCUCAGGCGAGAUAAAUUAUGGAUUGCUAUGGAAUACUGUGGUGGAGGGUCUAUGCAGGAUAUUUAUCACAUUACAGGUCCUCUUAACGAAACACAAAUUGCUUUUGUGUGCAAAGAGACACUGCAAGGCCUAGAAUACUUACAUAGCCGAGGGAAAAUGCACAGAGAUAUUAAGGGUGCUAAUAUCUUGCUUACAGAAGAUGGAGAUAUCAAAUUAGCUGAUUUUGGUGUUUCUGCUCAAAUAACAGUUACUAUGUGUAAACGAAAGUCUUUCAUUGGCACUCCAUAUUGGAUGGCACCAGAAGUGGCUGCAGUUGAAAGGAAAGGGGGGUAUAAUCAACAGUGUGAUAUAUGGGCCGUUGGUAUCACAGCCAUAGAAUUAGCUGAGCUUCAACCACCUAUGUUUGAUCUACACCCUAUGAGAGCUUUAUUUCUGAUGUCAAAGAGUGGUUUUAAGCCACCACAGCUAAAAGAUAAAAACAAAUGGUCACCUCUUCUACAUAAUUUUAUAAAAGUUGCAUUAACAAAAAAUCCCAAAAAACGGCCUACCGCUGACAGACUAUUAGAGCAUCCCUUUUUACACCAAAAUUAUUUAUCCAGAAAAUGUACGAAAGAACUUUUAGAAAAAGCCCGUAAUCCACAACAUCAUUUUAGUGAUCUUACUGAAGUAGAUGAUGAAGGAUUUCUACAGAAUGUGCCUCAGAGAAUAUCCUCAGAAAAUACUAGUCGUGCUCCUAAAAACAGAAAUAGUCUAGAAAUUACAAUUGGUCCAUUAUUAAGAGAUUCUCAAACAGAAAGGGAAGAUCAAUAUGAUACUGCAAGACCAUGGCCAGAAUAUGGUGAUGUCAAAAAGACAUUACUAGAGUCUGUAAACGAGGAACUGAUGCACAGGGGGCACCGCAGUAGCUUAAUAAUGACCCAAGAAGAUGUACCAAUUUCAGAACAGCCAACUUUACUUGCGAAAUCUGAUGCCAAGCCUUCUGUGAGUAUAUCUGAUGGAGAAGAGAAGCACGAAGAAGAAACAGCUUGUAACGAUGAGGAAUUUGAGAAUGACGAAGGUCCUGAUGUUGAAGGUUUGAUAGAUCGUAUGGUAACCCUUUGUCCAAGAGCAAAACGACCUACCGAGAUGCAAAAAGAUAACCCUCCAGAACUUCCACCGAAAAAAAAGCAUCACCAACAACAAAAUGGAGAAAUUCAACAUAAUACAGAAAAUGGAAGUCCAUUUUCACAAGAAGAAAAACCACCCAUGCUACCUCCGAAGCGACGGGAGAAGAAGGAAGCUACUAAAAACCGACCCGUCAGUAAUGGGCUUCCACCAACUCCAAAAGUUCAUAUGGGUGCCUGUUUUUCCAAAGUCUUUAAUGGCUGUCCACUUCACAUAAUUUGUACUGCCAGCUGGGUUCAUCCAGAUACAAGAGAUCAGUACAUACUAAUAGGAGCAAACGAGGGAUUAUACACCCUUAAUCUAAAUGAGUUACAUGAGUCGUCUCUUGAAUUACUGCAUGCCCGAAGAUGCAUCUGGUUAUAUGUAAUUAAAGAUGUGCUUAUGUCGAUAUCAAGUAAAACUCCUCAUCUUUAUCGGCAUGAUUUAUUAAUGCUACACAGUAAACAAACAAAUAGGUUUUCUCUUCCAAUGAAUAAGAUUCCAGAACGAUUGGUUCCUAGAAAAUUUGCUACAACAACCAAAGUUCCUGACAGUAGAGGCUGUAUGAAAUGCUGUGUGGGAAGAAACCCUUACAAUGGUUACAAAUAUCUAUGUGGGGCUCUGUCCACAGGGAUUAUUCUUAUGCAGUGGUAUGAACCUUUGAAUAAAUAUAUGUUACUUAAGACUUUUGAAUGUGAUUCAAUGCCGACGCACCUUGAUGUAUUUGAGAUGUUCAUAUCUCCAGAAUUAGAAUAUCCAAUGAUUUGUAUUGGAGUAAGAAAAGGAACAGAGAAGAAUCAUGUCAAAUUUGAUAUAAUCAAUUUGAAUUCUUCCUCAAACUGGUUUACUGGGAAUUUUUCAGGGGAGACUUUACCUGUGGUGAAUGUUACCCAGUUGGAGAAGGAAUCAAUUCUAGUUUGCUAUGAUAAAUAUGUCAAGGUUGUGAAUAUGACUGGGAAAUUAAAAGCUAGUCGGCGGCGAGCAGCUGAACUGCAUUUUGACUUUCCUGUGGAAUCUUUAAUUUGUUUGCAGGAUAGUGUUCUUGCAUUUCACAAACAUGGCAUGCAAGGUAGGAGUUUCAAGGCUAAUGAGGUAACUCAAGAGAUAUGUGACAAAACCAGAAUAUUUAAAUUGCUGGGUUCUGAUAGAGUAAUUAUAUUAGAAAGUCGACCAACUGACCAGCCUGACUCAGUGUCCAAUCUUUAUGUGCUGGCUGGCCAUGAAAACACCUAUUAGAGGCUAUUGCUACUAAUCUACUAUCUCCUGUAUCUACCCCACUACUCACACCACUGCCUACCUGCCAUUGAGUAAUGUUGAAGAAAAGAGAAAUUAAUUUGGUCAUUUUCAUUAUUUUAAUCUGAAAAAAAAAUAAAGGAUUAUUUCCAAUAUUCACUUAAUCUUUCAAGUGCAACUAUUUCUGCAAUGAGAGUGUUGCAACGGUAGCUUGUAGUACUACUAUAUUAGUAAUACUUCAACCUUCCUCUGGUUAAACUAGUUGUCUGAUAAACACCCAGAUUGUCCAACUGUAUUGUCAUUAUUACACCACCAUUGUGGCAUGCUUUAUUUCCAGCUUUCUGUUAUCCAUGUUAGUCAGUUGAGGCUGUGUGCUAAUAAUGGAGUGUCUUUGACCAAGUUAUCAACUUUACCCAUGGACACAUUUCACUGUGAUGAAAAAUUUUUAAGAUUUUGGCAAUAAUAACUUUACAGUAAUUUUGAGAAUACAGAGGGACUCGGUCAGAUAGUUACGAUUUCAGAAAUUCUAAAACAGAUUUGAUGGAUAGUUUAAAGUUUAACUAGUAACGAUCCAAUUCUUUGUUUAUUUAUUUACUUUGUUUUGUUUUUAUUAAUUAUUAAUUAACUUUAGGAGUGUUUCAUUCUCCAAAUUUCUUAGGUGCAUGUUUGGAGAAAGAAGAAAAAAAAUAUUGUAUAUUUGCCCUUAAAUAAAUUUUCCUUCCAAUUUUCUUUUCCUCCCCAAAUUAUAUUUUUCAUGUCAAGGUUCUGGAAAAAAAUGUGCCUUGAGAUUUACCAGUGCUUACCUAUUGUCUUUUGUUAAUUUUAUAAUUCCUAGAUGUAAUUUUAAUGAGAAUUUAUAUAAAUUUCUCCACCAUAUAAGUUAAUAUUUUUUCUAACCUCUAAUCCUAUUGUUUGUUCCCCCUGAUGUAUGCAAUUAUCAAAUUACUUUUAAAUCCUCAUUCUUAUGUGGGUUGUUUCUUUCAACUAGUUUCCUAGAUUAGCAUUUAUUUAUUUAUUUAUUUAUUUUUGUUGAAAACUACAAUUGCAAAAUCAACCCAACUUUAAAGUUUAAGUAUAAAGAUAUAAAUCUAUAUCACAGUUACACAAUAUAUGAAAUUAUAACAUUACUCUAGAGAUAAUUAGAGCCACUAUUUUUAUAAGUUGAAAUUGUAAAAAUAUUGUUAUUUAGUCUAUUUAUCAUGUUUGGCAUGGUAAAGUCUAUUUUCUUGCCAUUUGGUAUUCUGUUUUCUGAAAGCAUUAUAUUUUUGUUAAUAUGGCUUCCAAAAUAGUUGAUAAACCCAUAUUUGGACGUUCGUUUAGACUGCCUAAUUACAAUUAAAUAUUGAGUUAAUUAUUAAGAGUUUCACAAUGAAAUAGCUUACUUCUUAAAAAAAUUCAACUUCAGCUAAGAUGUCCCCAUUAAUGAACUGUAUAUUGAUUGAAAUAGUUAACUUUUGAAAUAUUGGAGUAUUUGGUUUACUUUUAUGCCAUUAGAGCUUUUUAGCUGAUGAGUCCAGUUUAAAGAAUACAAAUCAACAUUAUCAGGAAAGCAGUUUUAAACUAUGUGGAAUCGUUUACUUGAAAAGUAAUGCUUUGUUUUAGCAGCAAAUAUUUAUCUCUGUAAUGUGAGACAGACAAUGUUGCUGCAAUCCCAUCUGUUUAUAUCCUCCUCUUUACAUAUAUACUUUACAAAUCAGACAUCUCUUUAUAUACCGUUGACAUCUCUGACAGCCAAAUUAAAGAGAGUGGAAUGAGAUAUUUAAAAGUAAGACAUUUCAUCAUUUAUCAUACAUAUAUGCAUAUAAACAUAAACUUAAAUGUCUAAAUACUAUACAAAUUGAUUGCAAAACUCUCAAAACAGACUGCUUGCGUUUCUUUAUCUGUUUGUUUGUUUGUUUUUUUAAAUUUAAAUUAUUACUCUCUUUAUUUUCGAUACUCAUUGCAGCAAAAGAAAAAUUAUGUUGGCUAAGAUACAAAAUGCCUUGGAUUUAGAUAUGUUGUUAUUAAAUAUAGUGCCAAGUUCUUAAAGAAUUUUAAUCUUGUAAGAUUACAGAAUUUGUUGAUUUCAUAUAGAUGUUUAUGGUAAAGUUGUUUAGUUGAAAACUGACUUUACUUUUUGGUUGAUCAGCAAAAUAAGAGGAAUUUUGGUCUGAAAUUUCAAAACCACAAAUCAUUAAUGCAUUCAUUUACUACCACACCACCACCACCACCCACUACACCUGGUACGUUAAAAGUAACAGUAAUUAGUAGGGGGACAUCAAUUUUAUUUUGAAACUAUUUUGUUAAAAUAUUUUCAGAACUGUUUUUAAAAAUGCCAUCCAUUUACCUUUUUAUUAAAUUAUCCUUUUUGACAUGUUUUUCUUUAAAAAUAUAAACAACCCAAUUAAGUUAAACAAUAUUUAGUUUUGAAGUUAAAAAAAAAUCAAUCGUUCUGAAGUUAAAUAUGUCAAUCGAAUAGUUUUCAUAAAAUGCUCUGCUAUUUUUCGUUUCUGACACAAAACUAUCGAAAGCCUUUUUCUUUUUUAAGACUGUAUCUUUGUGUUGAAGGGUUUCUUUUUUUUUUUUUUUAAUGAAAAGGCAAUCCUAAUAAUUUAGAUAUUGUAAAAUAUCAGUUAAAUAAGUUUCUUUUAAUUAUAUUUCCCUAAUUUUAUGAAAGCAUUUUUCUUUACCCUUUAGAAUAGAGAAGCAUGAAUCUUUUAUAGAUACCAAAUUACACAGAAAUUUUCAAUUUUCAAAGGUUUCUUUUCUGCAGAUUUCUUCGAUGGUUCUCACCUACUGCUGUCAUAGUUACUAAAAUCUUCUGAUGAAAAUUUUCACUGUUAAGGUUUUAAAAGACAAUCAAUAAUCAGUAUUUAGUUAAAUUCGUUUCUUGAAGACAGUCCUAAGAUAGUUUCUUGGGAUAGUCCACAUGUUUUUCUAAAAUAUAUUUAAGUGUUCCUGGGACAUUUCGUUUCUGGUAAUCCCAAGCUCAUCAUAUGUGAUAAAUAAGGCUCUUUAACAUACAGCUUUGUCAGUCAUCUGCCAAAUGCUUCGGGCCUCAUAAUGAACACCAAAUUUUUUUUUUUUUUCUUUUUGUUCUGAAACCAUUCAAUAUUACUUUUAUACAUACAUUAUACAUAUAUAUGGCACCAAACUUUGGCAUUGAGAGCUAUACUAACCCCAAAAUUGGACAUCACUGCACUGUUCCAAAGGUCCCACCCAUCCCAUCUAGUGUGAAAACCAUGUACUGCAAUAGCUUGGGAUUCAUAGGCCCACAGCUAUUUAAUAUCUUGCCAAAACAUUUUAGAGACCAAUGUGGAGUAGGGAUAGAUGUUUUCAAGAAACAUCUUUUGCUGUCCAAGGUCCCAGAUGAACCUACAUCAUGGCAAGAAACCCAAAAGAGGGCAGCGUUAUCAAACCCCCUUCUUUAUCAAAAGCCAGUUACAGAAGAAAGGCCAUUGAAAGGUGAUAACACUGGCAGUGCUCUAGUAUGCCACAGCCUUUGGGGUGAAAUGUAUAAAAGAAUAUAUAUGUAUAUAUGAAAUGUUCUACAUCAUAUUGGUAUUGCUUGGGUUAAUUUUGUUAAGGUUAUAGUAUUCUCUUGAGAUCUUCUUAAAAUCCUUCUCCAUCAGUAUUUUAAUCUUUAUCUGAAGUAAAUCGCUUCUGGUUGUUAGAAUUCAGAAGACUUGUGUAGUUGGAUGCUUGAAAAUUUUCCCUCUUUCACAGGCAGUGUAAUAAAAUCAUGCUUCAAUGGAAGUUAUUUGCAGAAGUAUUGUGUCUAAAUAUGCUAAAGUUACUUUGGAAGCUUUUUAUUUUUGUUCACGCUGUUGUAUAUUAUUUUGAAUGACAGUUGUGUUUUUAAAUCUCAAAAAUAAUACAGUAAAAGACACACACACAAGAUGGGGAAUAAGAUCAGUCAUAUUAUUUCCUGGUAGGAAUAACUCGCUUGUUUCCUUCUGAGAAAUGACAACUAAGUCCUCCAUCUCUCUUCUUAUGAAUCCUACUCUUUAUGAGAGAUGUAGUGAAAAGUGCUUGUUUCCAGAAAUGAUUGAUAACUCUAGUUCUUUAUUUAUAACAGUUCUAAAACUUCUCCUAUGGAACAAUUUAACUGUUGACAUCAACCAUUUGUAACUCAACCAAAACAGCUCUUCGGCUUUUGUUUUUGUUUUUUCCUCACUUACCAUAAGUAUUUUUUUUAACUUCCUAGUCAUCUUUCACAUUCCUAAAAAAAAAAACAAAAAAAAAGUCCUGUCUGUUAAUCAAAAAUUUGUUGAAAAUCUAAAAAAAUAUUAAAUCUAGCUGACCUGCUACUUGGCUUGUUUGUAUUUAUUUCUAACAUUAAAGUACUUUACUCUCGUUUCUUCCACUCUCCACCUACUCUGCAACUACCAUCAUCUCAGUAAGCUACCAUUUAUCCUUUUAUUAUUAUUAUUAUUAUUAUUAUUAUUAUUAUUAUGAUUAUUAAUAUUAUUAUUAUUAUCAUCAUCAUCAUCAUUCAUCAUCACCAUUAUUAUUAUCGAUUUUUUUACUAUUGUAAAACCCUUUUUUUUUUUAAAUGCAUUCUGUAAAAACCUGUUUUAAUAAAGAAGAGAAGAAAAGAGUUUUUUUUUUUUUAUAGUUUCCAUUUUCCUGCCAGAUUUAGAAUGUUUUCUUGUUGCAGCAAUUAUUGCCAAUCAUCAGAAGAAACAAUGUAAUUAUAUUUUGAACUGAAUUGGUUUCCUUCAGUCUGAUACAUCUCCCUCUACAAUUCCUUCAGCUAUAAUUAUUUUGCAAUUUUAUGUAAUAUUUUUCUCUUAAGUUUAUCAACACAUAGCAUUAUGCAACAGUUAAAUGAUACAAAUAUGCAAUGGGAAGUUUUAUCUAAUUAUUUUAUAUGGUAAUAGAAUGUAAAUUUAUCUAAUUUUAGGAAUAACAAAGUACAACUUGGAAUUCAAUUGGUUUUCAUUCUGUAUAUGAAACUCAUUCUCUUUCACUUAUUCUUAGGUCUCUUGAACAAAACUGCCUCUGAAACAAAUUAAAUUAACUAAUGAUAUUUCUCUAAAGAACUAGAAUAACUUUUUAAGUUUUAUGGCCAAACUCAAAUUCACACAAGGUUUUAGCAUUUUUUUCUUACAUAUAUAUGUAUAUAUAUAUUUAUAUACUGUGUAUCUCUCUCUCUCUCUCAACAAUUGUUAAUCUUACAUUCAGUAUUAAUGGCAUUUAUCUCACUUAUCCUUUAUUUCAAUGUUCACAACUUUCAGCAAGGUCCCUCUAUUCCCGUUACUUAUGCUGCUGCUACAAAAUCCAAAUCUUUUAACACUCUGCUGCAACAGUUAAUGCCAUCACUUACUUGUAUCCAUGAUCAAUAAAGACACUCUUAACUCUCCUCAUCUCUUUCUCACUUCCAAACUCAGCUUUUCCCAAACUGUGACUGUCUUUGCACUAAUCAGAUUAUCCAACACACUACCUAAUCAAGAAACCACUGUACACAUCCUAAUACUGCACAACAUCCAACCUAUGACACUUCAAAUCAGCUGGAGUUCUGCCAAUUAUCUCUGACUACAAAUGUACUUCACCUUUCUUCCAUCUGAGAUAGCUAAGCAGAUGACCCCAGACUAUUCUCUUUGGCAGGUCUCCCCAUUUCCCUCACACAACUAAAGUCCCUGACUCCAGUGUAGUUCCCUUGCAGAGCAGGCCAAGCACAUAACUUACAAUACUUAGUAUGUGAAAAGCGAUACCUACUAACUGGGUGGCUUUUACAUGCCACUACAACUUUUGCAUGAUAUGUUAUGAAAAAUAGCAAAAGAUAUCUUUGUAUCACUCAACCUGCAAGUUCAUUCACCCCCAAAAUUUUCAGGACCCUUACUGACACACACUUUAUCAGUUCUGAUGUGCUCCAAGGCCAUCCACAUAUAACCUCAAAACCUGACAUCAAAUAUCUGCAAUCUUCAGCCGCUGAAACUCUCAAAAACAUCUUCUCUAAUUGGGGACAACAUGUAAUUUAAACCCUCAAAGUCUUGACAAAUUGUAAGUCCCCAGUAUCUGAUGGUCUUCCAUGGUAACUCAACAUACUUAGCAUAGCUAAAACUGCUCUGCCAAGACUGCUCUUACUUAUCAGAACCAGAAUAUUUGGUUCAGAAAUCACCCUGAAGUGGGCAAGUGUGUUCUACUAUAGUCCUGGGCCGACCAGAGCCAUGUGGGUGGAUUUCAUAGACGGAAACUGAAAGAAGUCCAACAUAUAGAUAUUUCUUUGUACGUGUGUGCAUGUCAUUAUGUUUGUGUUUUAGGCUGCACAACUGUUUGACAAUUGAUGUUUUGUUUAUGAAUCCAUAAUUUAGUGGUUCUAUGAAGUUCAAAUAAUGCCAAUAACAAAAUACUGCUUCCAAAUCUAGGCCAGUGCUACUAUUGCUAUGUAUACAUAUAUAUAUAUAUAUACACACACACACACAGCUUUUACUACAUCCAGCUGGUUGGCCAAAACUCACUAACACUCAACACUUCAACCCAGGUCUACUUGAUAUCCCUGUCUCUGUUCCCUGUAUCAUUUCUACUGUCUCACCUCACAGCUAUUAAACACCAACCACUUAGGCCCAAUCUUUCUUUAAAUAGUGUGUCAACACUAGAAUUGCUUCCUGCAGUCUAGCAUCAGUCUUAGUAAUUUCACAUCUGAAAGAUCCUGCUUAGGUCAGGUCAGGGCACUUGCUCUUCUGACCAAGCUAUAAAAAAGCCCAAUAUUAUUGUCAGACUUCUGUAACUGAGCUUCAAUACCCACUGUAAGCUUUAAAACAAAAAACUCUCUCAGUGACCCACCCUUCAGCCGUCCAUUAUAUAAAUAGAUAUACCUAUUGAUAUCAAGUUGAUAUCUAUACUGCGUGGGUCAUGUAAAAUAUACAUUAUGUAAACUAUAAGCUGGUAAAAUUCAUUCUUUUUUGGAGAAUGAAUUUUGCUGAUUUUAGGGCCCUAUAUUAGGGAUUCCUUUGAAUGUUUAUUACUUCUUAUUCUAAAUUACUGAGUUGCAUUUUAUUGGAAUGAAUUCAGACAUGGAGUUGACUUUUUCGUGAAGUCUAGUAUGAAAAGAAGCAAUUUUUUUAUACAAAUCUAAUUGAAAAAUGUGUUGCACUUAAUGUUUAUGAUAUUUUCCUGCUUUAAGUAAUAUUUUGUUAUCAAUCCUGUAUUGAUAAUCAUUAAUUUAACAUAUAUUUAGAUUAGAUUGGUCAGCAUCAUAAUUUCUUUACUCACUUUUAUCAACACCUAUUAUCUUGGUAUCACAUCAUCUGUAUAUUAACAAACAUCCACCGACAAACAUAUUAGUUACUGGAAAUAUCUGUAAUCAUCAUGGCUAAAAACUGUGCAAGUUGCAUUAUUAGUUAUGUUUCUGUGAUAGUUUUCUGCUUUGAAUUUUCAUCAGUAUAUUCCUAACAUUUAAAAAAAAAUUUAUACCUAGUUUUAUUUCUCAAAUAAACUUAAGUCUUGUUUCCUAUUUUUUCACCAGUCAUUGAAUUUUGGCAUUUUGUUUUAUUUUUAAUAAAUUUCAAAGGCUUAUAAUUGACUAUGAUUUGGUUUUUGUGAUAAAUUUAUAAAUUCUGACAACCUCUAUAUCAUGGAAUUCAUUUUUUUUUUUUUUUUCCUUUGCAAAUGAACAACUUUCUAAGACCAGCAGUAAACUUACCAGUCAUUAUUAAAAUCUCGUUUGUUUGAUUAUUUAACUAAAAAAAAAAAAAAAAAAAAAUUAAACUAUAGACUGUUUCGUCAUUAAUUCUAUCUAUUUCAACACACCAACUUUUGAUUUUUGCAUUAUAUGUGGUUAUUACAUCUCUGCUGGUAUUAUAAUACAUUAUCAUCAAUCAGUGAUGAUAAGGACCAGGUAGAUCUAUUGGCUUAUACAAAUAAAUUUCUUGAUCUUCCAUUAUAAACCCAUUCACAUCUAGGAUGUUUUAUAGGAAUUUAAUAAUCUGGAAGACCAAACUAGAUUUAAACAAAGCAGAAAAUAAGAUUCAUCCAAUAUGUUUAGGACAUCAAGGAAUAAGUGUCUUGAAAAUAUAUUUCCUUAAUCUCUGCAUCAUAAAAUACUGUGUCGAACAAGGGACUGCUGUUGAAUCACAAGGGACAUUAUCAAUGUCAAAGAUCUUGAAAAUAAACAGAAUGAAUAGUUUUAAAAUUUGAA